Messenger RNA from Gongylonema pulchrum, 1032 nucleotides. The record is from the annotation of a GenBank genome assembly. Lineage: Eukaryota; Metazoa; Nematoda; Chromadorea; Rhabditida; Gongylonematidae.
AAAUUAUUGAAAGCGAAAUUGCGGCAGACACUGGAACACGGUCGAAAUGCUCCACCAAAGAAAGUACCAAUAACGCGUUUCCUCUACCCAUAUUUUCGAGAUUCGCAUGACAUGGAACCGCCAAGGAACAAGGAGACAGAACUGAUGCUGUAUCGAAGAGAAUACAACCCCUUGUUACGGGAAGAAAAGAAAUGUACGCUGCUUUUAAUCCUUUUUUUCCCAAGGACAGUCAAGGAAUGCCAGAUCUUGCGAAGUGCCGUCCGAAAAUCACUUAUUGAAGCGCGUAUUCAACCGUUUCUUCGAAGGCGCGAAUUGCUCGCCAAAAAAAUCCAGGCAAGUGGACAAGAAACAGCAGCGCAGCAAAUAGCGGAAUGGAGAAGUUCGCUAGCUGAGCAGGAACGCCUCAUCAAUUAUCACAAGAAUUUGCCAGACAGUGAAAUUUUUAUGGGCGAUUAUUCGGAAGUGGAUUGGGUGAAGAUUGCACAAGUUGAUUUUUCGGGGAACCGAACGGCAUUGCAAGUUCGAUUGAAAUGGAUCAAUGAGCAAUGUCCAAAAUGGUCGAAAGAACCGUGGACAGCCAUGGAAAUAAACUGCUUGAGGGCGCAUGGUUAUUGGAACAACUGGAAUGUCGUUGCGGAGAAGAUGGGUACAAAUCGUACGCCAUUCCAAUGUUUCGUCAAAUUCAAAAGCGAAAUUGAAAUUGAACAUAAUGGACGGCCAUGGACGAAGGAAGAGGAUGCGCAUCUGAUGGUGCUCACACACUGUAUACAAGUUAAUGGUAAAAUGUUUUGGGGCAAAAGUAUAUGGGUGAAUGUCUUGGACAGAAGUGUCAAAAUUGAGCCAUGGACUGUGGACGAAGAUGAGAAAUUGCUGGAAGGAAUCAAAAUUUUUGGAAGAGGUGAAUGGUCACGCAUUGCAACGAUGAUUCCGGGACGCUCAGCAUCACAUUGUAAAUCACGCUUCCGAUCACUUCUCUCAGCAAAAGUUAAGGUAAAUAAUGGUUUUGUGGGCAGACACUGCUAUGAUAGUUAA